AGGUUCCGGAAACCCGUUCCCACCGACAGUUGGUCUCAACCAUUGGUGGCCGACAAGUGGCCCAACCCUUGCACUCAACUGCCAGUCUGGGCCCCAUUCAUGCAAAACAAGAAUUUCAGCGAAGAUUGUCUUUAUCUAAACAUAUGGUCACCGAAAGGAAAGGUAUCAUCGAAUCGGUUAAAGCCUGUGAUGUUUUUCAUACACGGAGGGGGUUUCAUAAUAGGGUCGUCCAAUGAAUAUCAUUAUAACGGAGAGGUAUUGGCCUCAAAAGGCGAUGUGAUUGUCGUUACAUUCAAUUAUAGAUUAAAUGGUUUUGGAUUCCUAUACACGGGAACUGAUGCCGGGCCCGGAAAUGCGGGUCUCUGGGAUCAGGUGUUGGCUCUGGAAUGGGUGCACAAGAAUAUCCUGAAUUUUGGUGGCGAUCCCAAACAGAUUACCGUAUUUGGCGAGAGCGCCGGCAGCAUAACUACCAGCGCUAUAAUCCUAUCCCCAGUCACUCGCAAUCUAUUCAAAAACGCUAUAAUGAUGUCGGGGUCGGCGUUGGGCGACACAGUAGGAGAUGCCUCCCAAAUGAGCCAAUAUUGGCUCAAACAGUCUAAACAAAUGGGUUGUAGUGACGAUAGAAAUCCCGCAAAAUUCACACAAAAAGUCAUAAACUGUUUAAAGACUAUAAGCGCCGACAGGUUAGUGAACUACACCUCGGGAUCCCUGGACUUCGUCGCCGGAAAUCGGUUGAAAAUAGUGUCUCAUAUCGUAGUCGACGGGGAAUUCCUACCGGAAAACCCAUUAAAAAUGCUAAAAUCGAAAAACUUCAAGAAAUCCCUAAACCUAAUGAUCGGUAACUGCGAGGACGAGGGGUCGUCCCUAUUGGCGCUGGUGGUCGACCCCAAAAAGUUUUCCCCCAAUAACCCGCCUCCUAUAACGUAUACGGAGGCUUACGAUCCCACUCAGAUCCUAUUCUCAUCCCUGGACGAGACACCGGCCAUCGAUGGCCAGGAAGUGUCUAAACUAUACUUCACGGGUCUGUCCGAUAAGACACCACAGGGUGUGCUCCGGCGUACGAUUGGGAAGGCGUUCGGCGACUACACCAUCACUUGUCCGACCAUUUUGUUUGCGAAAAGUUUGUUUAAAAAGGAUUAUAAGACGAGUCGUGUGUUUCAGUACUACUUU
This is a messenger RNA of Oppiella nova, 1170 nucleotides long. NCBI's taxonomy places the organism in Eukaryota, Metazoa, Arthropoda, Arachnida, Sarcoptiformes, Oppiidae. The record is from the annotation of a GenBank genome assembly.